This is a messenger RNA of Brassica napus (rape), 1356 nucleotides long. RefSeq names its product F-box protein At3g56470-like. The record is from RefSeq and is a predicted model, not a curated record. The transcript has 2 exons. Gene Ontology annotation, molecular function: protein binding. Lineage: Eukaryota; Viridiplantae; Streptophyta; Magnoliopsida; Brassicales; Brassicaceae. The coding region runs from base 209 to 1231 and encodes 340 amino acids.
UAUUGGAUGGCAAAUGGUCGUUGCUUUCUGACUUUGUGUACCCUGCUAUUGAAAGCCGGAGCCACCUAGAGAACAAUCAGAUAUCAUCACCCCUUUGACCCUAUCUAACGGCCUGGAGACUCUUCUCCGGUGUCUUGCACGUUUCCAGUUAGGACUUCGCAGACAGGAACAAGAAAAAAAAAACCGCAGAUCGAACGAUAAGAGUAAGAUGGCAAACGAAAAGGACCAAACAUUCUUAGACUUUCCUUAUGAUCUCUUACAGCUUGUAGUUUCCCAUCUUCCAUUGAAAGACAACAUCCGCGCUUCUACUGUCUCCAAAACAUGGCACGAAGCUUGUCUUUCCGUUAGAAUCCCAGAUAAACCUCCUUGGCUCAUCUACUUUUCCAAGACAGAGGAAUCAUCAUGUGAACUCUAUGACCCAUCAAUGCAGAAAAGGUACUAUCUCUCGUUUCCUGAGCUCUCCGGUUCUCGUGUAUGUCACUCCAACGAAGGUUGGUUACUCAUGUACAAUCCCAACUCGUUCCAACUCUUCUUCUUCAGUCCGUUUGCUCAUGAUCGCAUCCCCUUGCCACCGCUCUGGAUGGCUUAUGAUCAGAGAAUGUAUUUCUCUUGUGCUCCUACAUCAAGUACUUGCCUCUUGUUUACAGUCACUAAUGUCACUCUAGAUAACAUCACCGUCAAGACAUGUUAUCCUAAUGCUGAAGAGUGGAACACAUUUGUGUUCAAGAAUCAGUUACCGGUUAGUACUUUCGAGCAGAUUGUUUUCUCCAAUGGUGUCUUCUACUGCCUCACAAACACUGGCCACUUAUCGAUCUUUGACCCGUCUUCAAGUUCUUGGAAUGUUUUUCUACCUGGACUACCUCUUAGGCAUCAUGGAAGCAACGGAUGUUUCAUGGCGCAACACCAAGGAGAGAUCUUUCUCAUAUACAUGUACGCCCACAUGAACCCAACAGUGCUUAGACUUGACCAUACAAGCUGUGAGUGGACUGAGAGGAAAACACUAGGAGGGUUGACGAUCUACGCUAGUGGUUUGUGUUCUGAAACUAGAGCUGAGCAGAAGCAGCCAAGGAACUGUUUGUGUCUCCCUGUGUUCCAUGGAUUCAAGAGGACUUGCAUAUACUAUAAGGUUGAUAAAGAGAGUGUGGUUUCCUUGAAGUGGAAAAAGUCUGACCCCUAUGCGAAUAUCUGGAUCAUGCCACCCUUAAACCCUAUACUUAAUCAACUUCUCUAGUAGUAUUCAAAGACAUGUACAAUAUACUUAUUUACGAAUGCUGAAAAUGGAAUAUUGUCUCAUAAGCUUGUAAUGUUACAAACAACUCUGUAUUUCUGAUCUCACACUCAUAAGCUGAUUAACAA